GAUAUAUUCUCAAUCUUAAAGGGCUAAAUUCCUAUUUAAGUGCUUAACUUUGCCACUUAAAAACCCGACAAUAGCUUCAUCAAGAACACAACUGGCAAAGAUCAUCAUUUUUUUGACUACAACAAGAAUAAUAAUCACCGACAAUAAACACCAUGGCAAUGUAUAUCCGUGUGAAGCGUAAUAAGACCACCUACUUCAUUCAAUGUGACCCAACCGAGGCAAUUCUACAAAUAAAGGAGAAAUUAUUUAACCUCAUUGAUCAACCUGUUAAUGAUCAGCGAUUAAUCCUGAUGCCAGCUGGAGACGUGUUGGAAGACUCAAAGUCCCUAGCUGAUCAGAAAGUUGAAAAUGACGCUGUGGUGGCGCUGACUCUGAGAAAAGAUGACAAUGAAUUCGAGGAUGUAAAUAUCGUGAAACCAAAUGACUUUUACCAGCCCCGCGAUUCAGAAGGUGGUGCAAAUUGGUGAUACACAUUCUGGGAACAUCAAAUCCUCAAGAAAGAUCUGUAUACUUGUACACUUUGGAUCAAGGCAAUUGAUUUCCCUGCAUUUGGUUUGGUCAAAAUACUGAGAUAGGGUCGAGUUCAUGCAUGAUAGUUUGUGAUAUAGUCGUGAUUAGCACGAUAGACACUGUUCAAGAGAACCUUUUUUUUUUUUUUUUUUCACAAUGACGAGCUAAGAUAGAGAUCGAUAAAUUUCUGCAUCAAGAAUUUCUUUUUUCCUUUUUAGUGGGAUUAAAGUUUUUAUGGAUGUAUGAAAAUUGCUGGCCAAGUGUGUGAUUUGUCUUGUA
Molecule: messenger RNA, 789 nt
Organism: Lycium ferocissimum
Lineage: Eukaryota; Viridiplantae; Streptophyta; Magnoliopsida; Solanales; Solanaceae
Exons: 4
Coding region: 153-467 (104 amino acids)
Molecular function (GO): protein binding
Source: RefSeq, a predicted model, not a curated record